UGAAGGAGGGCUGGCCGCUGAGAAGGAAGCCGCGCCGGGGCUGGCGCGCAGGCCCAGAAGCGAGCGAGCCGCGGCUGCCGGCGACGCCCCAGAGCGGAAGAGGGAAGUGAGUCGCGCCGGGCUGGGCUCGCGGAAAGGCGGAGAGAGGCACCGCGGAGGGGAGGCCAGCGUCCGCGUCGCGAUCCAUCCGGGAUGUCGAAGAACACGGUGUCGUCGGCCCGCUUCCGGAAGGUGGACGUGGACGAAUAUGAUGAGAACAAGUUCGUGGACGAGGAGGACGGCGGCGAUGGCCAGGCCGGGCCCGACGAGGGCGAGGUGGACUCAUGCCUGCGGCAAGGAAACAUGACAGCUGCACUCCAGGCCGCUCUGAAAAACCCCCCCAUCAACACAAAGAGUCAGGCAGUGAAGGACCGGGCGGGCAGCAUUGUCUUGAAAGUGCUCAUCUCUUUUAAAGCUAACGAUAUUGAAAAGGCCGUUCAGUCUCUGGACAAGAAUGGUGUGGACCUCCUAAUGAAGUAUAUUUAUAAAGGCUUUGAGAGCCCGUCCGACAACAGCAGUGCCGUGUUACUGCAGUGGCAUGAGAAGGCGCUUGCUGCUGGAGGAGUAGGGUCCAUCGUUCGUGUUUUGACUGCAAGAAAAACUGUGUAGUCCAGCUGGAACUGGACGUCGUUCACAGGAGUGGGAGUUGCUGGUACAAAGACCAAAACAACCAAAUGGCACCGCUGCCCUGUGGGUGGCAUCUGUUUCUCUCAGCUUUGCCUUCUUGCUUCCUUUUUCAUAUCUAUAAAGAAGAAAAUUACA
Peromyscus eremicus (cactus mouse) is the source of this 801-nucleotide messenger RNA. It is a transcript of the gene Arpc5, whose product is annotated as actin related protein 2/3 complex subunit 5. The transcript has 4 exons. Bases 193 to 648 code for a protein of 151 amino acids. Gene Ontology annotation, cellular component: actin cytoskeleton; Arp2/3 protein complex; cytoplasm. Lineage: Eukaryota; Metazoa; Chordata; Mammalia; Rodentia; Cricetidae. The record is from RefSeq and is a predicted model, not a curated record. Gene Ontology annotation, molecular function: actin filament binding. Gene Ontology annotation, biological process: regulation of actin filament polymerization; cell migration; Arp2/3 complex-mediated actin nucleation.